Molecule: messenger RNA, 1035 nt
Organism: Coccidioides posadasii C735 delta SOWgp
Lineage: Eukaryota; Fungi; Ascomycota; Eurotiomycetes; Onygenales; Onygenaceae
Molecular function (GO): oxidoreductase activity, acting on the CH-OH group of donors, NAD or NADP as acceptor
Source: RefSeq, a predicted model, not a curated record
AUCCUCACUCUCGACUGCCUUGUCUACGCUUUUAGCUCCCUGGAGUUCCUGAGUUCAACGAUGGCUAGAACGAACGAGAUUGCUGGGCGUCUUGCCCUGAUAACCGGAGCGUCGUCGGGCAUCGGUGCAGCCUGCGCGCGCAGCCUUGCUUCUCGAGGCGUCCAUCUCGCCCUGACUUACUCCAAGAACGCCGAUGGGAUGAACGCCGUGUUCGAUGACGUCGCAACGCGAGUUACGGGUCCACAGCAGCGCGUAUCGAUCCACCAGGUGGACGUCGCGGACGCUGGGCAGAUCGAUCGGCUUUUCGAGGAGCUUGUCAAGGAACACGGGCAAACGCCAGACAUCUUAGUCUCGAACGCGGGAUACGGAAAGCGGAUACCGCAGAUCUGGGACAUCUCGCUGGAAGAGUUCGAUUAUACGAUCAACGUGAACCUUAGAGCUUCGUUUCUGCUCGUCAAGGGCGUGGUGGAACGCAUGAAGGCUCAGCGGUGGGGGAGGAUUGUCUUUAUAUCUUCGAUCGCGGCGUAUGGCGGAGGGAUAAAUGGAGCUCACUACGCGGCAUCUAAAGGGGGCAUGACGGGAAUGAUGAAAAAUCUCGCGACACGUCUUGCUGAAUUUAAUAUCUCCGUGAACGACGUUGCACCCGCGAUGAUCGGUGAGACGGGGAUGAUACCCGGGGCCCAUGUGAUCCCCGAAGUUGCGGCCGGAAUACCUCUGGGGAGGCUGGGCACGGUAGAAGAGGUUGCAAACGCCGUGGAGAUGUGUGUUACGACGGGAUAUAUGACCGGCCAGAGUAUUAUGUUGUCUGGGGGGUUGAAGGGGUUUUGAGAAUGGCACGGAGUGAUUUCGGUUUGGAGAGAUUUCGGCAAUUGAAUGAUUUGCCUUUCAGUUAAUUUUGUUUUAAAAAAAAAAAAAAAAAACAACAAGACCACGUUUUAGCAUUUUAACUACGCAUCUGGGUGUGGUGUAGGGCAGGCAGCAGGUGGCAGGCGAUCUUAACUAUAGAGUGCAUUAGAAUAUAUGAUAUAUGAUAUG